AGCAAGGCAGGAGAGAAGGAAAGAGAAGCUAAAACUUUAACUAGAAACAGAUGAGACCUCAUUUCAUUCACCAUUAUUGAUAUAAAAAUCUGCCAAUAAGAAAGAAGAUCGCUUUGGUUGAAGCUUAACUCAAACAAACCUCAGACUUCGGUUUGAUGCAUUGGGGUCUUCACAUUUUUCCUCAAACUCCUCCCGUUCCUAACUUUACUAGCUUUAAGCUAACUCUUUUAACUCUUAAACCCAAUCCUUCAUUUAUUUAUUCUGCUUCAUUUACUGAGAGAAAGGAAGAGUUUUAGCUCUCUCUUUUUAGCUUUUUGAUUCUUAAGAGAAUAUGGUGAUCAUGAUUGUUUAAGUUUUGGCUCUUGGUUUAUAUGUAGUUUUGAUUGAGAUCAUAAACUGAGAAUUUUGUAAAGAGAAAAAAGAUGUGGGAUCUUAAUGACUGUCCAUAUAAGGCAAGAGACGAUGAAUACGAGGGGUGCUCAACGCAGAGAACUUCCAAAUAUGGAGAUGCAGGUAACUGUAAACGGUUCGGAUCCAUGUCGAAUUCAUGCUCGUCAGCGGUGGUGAUCGAGGAUGGAUCAGAAGAAGAAGAAGAUAGGGAGGGAGUUAAAACAGCUUUAAAGAAGAAAGGUAGCAAGAUUUUUGGGUUCUCAGUGCCUUAUGAUGAAGAAGAAUCUAUGCAGAGUAGUGACCCGACUCCGGUAACCCGGCAGUUGUUCCCUCUCGAUGAAGACCCGGAAAUGGGGACCGGAGCUGGACCUGGGUUCCCUCGGGCUCACUGGGUCGGUAUAAAAUUCCGUCAAUCAGAGCCCUAUCUUUGUGGCGGAAAAUCCGUUGAAUCGUCAGGUCCGAUGAAGAAAAGCCGGCGAGGACCAAGGUCUAGAAGCUCUCAAUAUAGAGGUGUUACUUAUUAUAGAAGAACCGGCCGAUGGGAGUCUCAUAUUUGGGAUUGUGGAAAACAAGUUUACUUAGGUGGAUUCGAUGCACCACAUGCAGCUGCACGAGCAUAUGAUAGAGCAGCUAUAAAGUUCCGGGGAGUAGAAGCAGACAUAAAUUUCAGUGUAGAAGAUUACGAGGAAGACUUGAAACAGAUGAGAAAUCUAACGAAGGAAGAAUUUGUGCAUGUACUUCGCCGACAAAGCACUGGCUUUCCUAGAGGAAGCUCCAAAUACAGAGGAGUUACCUUGCACAAGUGUGGAAGAUGGGAAGCUCGACUCGGCCAAUUUCUAGGCAAAAAAUACGUUUAUUUAGGCUUGUUUGACACCGAGAUUGAAGCAGCAAGGGCUUACGACAAGGCUGCAAUUAAGUGCAAUGGCAAAGACGCUGUCACCAACUUUGAUCCCAGCAUUUACGGCAAUGAGCUUAACAAUGGUGGAGAAACUUCAGGCAAUGCUGGUGGAGGUCACAAUCUUGAUUUGAGCUUGGGGAAUUCAGUUUCAAAGCAAAACAAUCCAGAAUCUGGUCCACCUCAAACUGAUUGGCGAUAUCAGGGAUUUAAGCCUGAGGAAAUUCAGCAGCAAGAACAAGCUUGUAGAGGUGAUGAUCCUCAUCGAAGAUCGGAUAAACAUAUACAAUCUCCACUCUCCGUUAAGUCCAAUGAAAUGCAAAGAUAUGGGCAAUUGAGAAGACCUGGUCCUGGGGAGAAUCAUAUGUCUCACAUUCUUCCUCCCCGAAUUGUCAAUCCAUCAAUUUAUCAGAUUCAUAUAGCAAGCAACAGCGGCAAUGGAGUCCAAAUUGGGAGUGAUGUAUCACUAUCAACGAGUGCUCAACAGGGUCCUCACCAAUUGAUUGCAAAUGCAGGAGCAGCAUCAUCAGGAUUCCCAACGCAAACAUGGCAGCAGAGAAAUGGGUUCCACUCAUUCAUCACACCCUCCCGACUUUUCUAAAAAAACCUAAUAGAUGUUCAUUUAUUAAAAUCUGUUUGUUUUCUAAGCAUGUAAAGAUCAAUGCUUUAUGAUAGUUACUCUUUCCUAUUUUUUUUCAUAUACAUACACAAAAAGAAAGCAUUGAGACAAAGUAACAUGUAGACGAACAUGUUGUAUUGCAUUUACUCAAAAAAAGAAAAUGUUGUAUUACACAGAUUCUAAGGAAAAUAAUAAUAGAUUAUGGUAACAGGGUUCUGAUA
This is a messenger RNA of Gossypium raimondii (Peruvian cotton), 2125 nucleotides long. Its product is annotated as floral homeotic protein APETALA 2. Bases 423 to 1886 code for a protein of 487 amino acids. Gene Ontology annotation, biological process: regulation of DNA-templated transcription. The transcript has 9 exons. The record is from RefSeq and is a predicted model, not a curated record. Gene Ontology annotation, molecular function: DNA binding; DNA-binding transcription factor activity. NCBI's taxonomy places the organism in Eukaryota, Viridiplantae, Streptophyta, Magnoliopsida, Malvales, Malvaceae.